AUGACAAACACAAAGGGAAAGAGGAGAGGCACCCGCUACAUGUUCUCCAGGCCCUUUAGGAAGCAUGGAGUUAUUCCUUUGGCCACUUACAUGCGAAUCUACAUGAAAGGUGAUAUUGUUGACAUCAAGGGAAUGGGCACUGUUCAAAAAGGAAUGCCUCAUAAGUGUUACCAUGGCAAAACCAGAAGAGUCUACAAUCACUCUAAGAGCCGAGACAGCUUCCUGAAGCGCGUGAAGGAGAAGGACCAGAAGAAAAAGGAAUCCAAGGAGAAGUGCACUUGGGUUCAGCUGAAGCACCAGCCCGCCCCACCCAGAGAAGCAAACUUUGUGGGGACUAACGGGAAGGAGCCUGAGCUGCUGGAGCCCAUUCCAUAUGAAUUCAUGGCCUAA
Onychomys torridus (southern grasshopper mouse) is the source of this 390-nucleotide messenger RNA. Its product is annotated as 60S ribosomal protein L21-like. Gene Ontology annotation, biological process: translation. Bases 1 to 390 code for a protein of 129 amino acids. Gene Ontology annotation, molecular function: structural constituent of ribosome. The record is from RefSeq and is a predicted model, not a curated record. The transcript is spliced from 2 exons. Gene Ontology annotation, cellular component: ribosome; cytosolic large ribosomal subunit. Lineage: Eukaryota; Metazoa; Chordata; Mammalia; Rodentia; Cricetidae.